Messenger RNA from Nicrophorus vespilloides, 886 nucleotides. RefSeq lists its product as uncharacterized. NCBI's taxonomy places the organism in Eukaryota, Metazoa, Arthropoda, Insecta, Coleoptera, Silphidae. The record is from RefSeq and is a predicted model, not a curated record. The transcript has a single exon. The coding region runs from base 2 to 874 and encodes 290 amino acids.
CAUGUACGACGUGAUGUGCGCAAACAUGAAGUUCGCGGGUCGCGUGACUUUCGUACACAGGAUCAUCUACAUAGGGGAGCAUUCGUUUCCGCAGUUCGAUGAUGAAGACGAGAACAUCAGCGACCUGUUCAGAGAGAACAUUCAGACUGUGAACUCGCAGUAUUGCGAGGAAUAUUUGACCGGUUUCCUGCUGUACUACACCAAGUACUUCUGUCACGUGGUGGAGGGUUCGGAGGAGAGCAUCCACAAACAUCUUCAGAUGCUGCUCACGAAUCCGGAGACGGCCAAGCAUUUGGGCAGGAUGAAGAUAUUGGUCGCUUAUCAUCAUAUCAAUCAGCGCUUCCUGAAGACCUGGACCGAGAUCAACGCUAAACCACCGACGCUCCUCGAGAAGGUCGACAAUCAGGACAUCAGUGCGGUCAUGGCCAAAGUGAUGAUCUGCUUGCAGAAGUUGUACAAGCUCGGUAUCAUUCUCAGACCGACGGAGGCCGGCGCGGAGGAGGAAAAGGAGGCCGAGGAAGAUCAGCAGGUCGCAUCACAGGAGCAGCCGCAAACGGAUCAAAGGUAUUCGACGUGUCGAAGGUCUCUGGCUGUUGUCGUCUCGACCGUCUCGAACUUCGACAUAAUAGGCAGACCGGCCGACACUCUGCCCGAAUGUCAGCUGCUGCAAUACCUCUUGGACAGCGAAUACGUUCAAGACUUGGAGGAUUACAAGAACAGCUACGGCGUCAUCCCAGUCUACAUGACGUAUUUGGAGCAGGCAUGGCCCGUUAGUAGCGAUUACGUUCCCAGAGACAUAUUCGUGAAGGAGAUCGAUCCGGUUAGCGAUAUUCCCGCGGACAUGAGGAUCUCUGUUAUCGUGCAAACCAUAUAGCAUACCAAUGAU